CCUUGGAAAGGUCGAGGCAGACGUUUGAUGUAAUGCUUGCAUACCUGUUCGGACUGUGUUUUUAGUUGAGGAUAUAUAUACAUUUUAUAAUCACCAAUCAGUAAACAGUUAUGGAGUGGAGCGAACAGUACGCACAAUCAAUGGGCAAUAUUAAACCCGAGAAUUUCGAUAUGGGAUCAGUAAUAAAACGAGAAGGUUUCGAUAUGGCUGUUGUUUCUCAAAAUGAUGUAAUGGUCUCUUUGUCAAGCGAUGGGGGUACGACAAUCCUUUCUACUGGAGAAAUGAGUAACGGAAUUUUGCAAGUUCCGUCAAGUGAUGGACUUAUGGGUUCUCCAUCGGCGAAAGAAAUUGAACGUUUCAAUAAUCUUUCCGAGGAGGAACUAAAAAACAAAUCCCUUCCUGAUCACCUUAAAGAGGGACUUGAUAUUGUUAUAGUGGGGAUUAACCCUAGCUUGGCCUCAGCACAUGUCGGACAUCACUAUGCUGGUCCUGGAAAUCAUUUCUGGACAUGUUUAUCACAAGCUGGUUUGGUUCCAAUGGCUGUCAGUUGCUAUGAUGAUUCUAAAAUGUUGGAUUACGGUAUCGGAUUCACCAAUGUUUGUACAAGACCAACCAAAGGUGCAGCUGAACUUACACGUAAGGAGAUGAAGGCUGGUGCAGCAAUCAUGCUUGAAAAAAUGAGAAAAUACAAGCCUAAAAUUGCCGUGUUCAAUGGUAAAGGCAUUUAUGAAGCGUAUGUUGGACAUAAAAAUUUCUGCAUGGGAAGACAACCUACAACUUUGGAUGGUACAGACAUAGUCAUUUUUGUGAUGCCUUCGUCUAGUGCACGAUGUGCACAACUUCCACGUGCUGAAGACAAACUUCCAUUUUUUUUAGCUUUAAGAAAACUACGUGAUUAUGUACGUGGUGAUUUAGCUGAAUUACCUGAUUCUGAAGUAGUGUUCGCUGAUUAUACCGAAUUUCGUGUUACUCAACCAGAUCCCAAAAGUUUACGUAAAGCUGAACGACGUCGUAAACGAAAAGCUGAAGCGGCAGCAGCGGCCGCUGCUGCAGCUCUUGCCGUAAAUUCUGGUGAUGGAACUUUAGUGAAUGGAAUUGUUUCAAGUCAAGUUGACAGUGGUAAUGUUACAACAGUUUCUCAAGCUUCAAAUGGUGUAUCCGCUGAUGGUAAAGUAAAAUCUAAAGCAAAACCUAAACGUAAAAAAUCAUCCAAUAAUAUUAACAAUUCAAUGGAACAAUCAUUACAACAAACUACCUCUAUACAACAAAUUAUGAAUGUAACUGGUAUUACUACAAAUAAUACAACUGGUAUAACAUUUACAAAUUGUACAACUGAUUUACAAUUACAACAUCAACAACAAGUCUUACAGCAACAAGUACUACAACAACAGCAGCAGCAGCAACAACAACAACAACAACAACAAACAUUUCUUCUGCAACAACAACACCAGCAGCAGCAACAACAACAAUUCCAACAACAGUUCAGUCAACAAUCCGUUCAACAACAACAGCAACAACAACAAAUUUUACAACAGCCACAACCACAACAUCAAAUGAUUGUUAGUGCUGGUGGUCAUUUUAUGUCUACACCAAUGGUCACUUUGUCAACAAUGGCAGCAGCGGCGGCGGCUGCCGCUGGUGGAACAGCUACAGCUAUACCUGUUCAUCCUGGUGGUACCCAAACAGCUGUAGGAUCGGGUUGUUAUGCUGCUGGUACGCCACAAUUCCAAUUUUCCAAUAAUCAUCCAACUGGUACAACACAACAAUUUUUUAUUAGUCCACAAACUUCAAAUUUAUCUGCAGGUAAUGGUGGUAAUACUGCUGGUGGUGGUCAAACACUUUUACAAUGGUCCACGACUCCAUGCACUCAAGGUGUUCCAACAACUGUUCAAUUUCAACAGCCCAAUCAACAUCAACAACAGGGAAUUGCUGGAACUUGGCCAAAUGUCUCUAUCUAUCAUCAGCCACAACCACAACAAAUUGGUACAGCUAUCCAGUCACCUUCAGGAGGUGCUGGUACUCAGACAACUGGACAUACACAACAGCAGCAACAACAAAUGUUCACACAACAACCAGGAGUUAUGCAACAAGCUUCAAUUCAAAUGGCUCACCAAGCACAACAACAAUUAUUAUUUACAUCACAACAUCCAGUUGGAUUACAAGCAGCCGCAGCUACUGGGGGUGCUCCACAAGCAGCUUAUCCACAACAAGUGUAUUUGGCACAAGCUCCUGCGGGUGCUAACGGUGCAGGAACCUCAUAUCAUCUACUUCCUGUUGGUUGUCCUGCUUCGAAUUUCACAAGUUUAUUAUUAUCCGACCAACAACAACACCAGCAACAACAAGCAUUAACACAAUGCUCUACAGCAGCAACGACUGGAUUACAUAUUCAACGAGGACAACCUACUGUUCAAAUUCAAACACAACAACAACCGUAUCAACAAACUCAACAGUUUCAACAACAUCAACAAAUUCAAGCUCAAACGCAUCAAUUACAAUCAGCACAACAACAAGGUACCAUAAUGUCUACUGAUAAUAUUACUGGUCAAACUACUGGUUCCAUUGGAUAUUCUAAUAACAAUACUCCACAAUUUAUUACAUUAGCACCAGGUGCUCCAUUAAAAGUUAUGGCUGUUGGUCCAAAUGGUCAACUUAUUCAAACUACUGGUUUGCCACAGUUUAUGCCAACUGGACCAGUUGGUAUGACUAUAAAUCAUCAAGCUACAGCAUUACAAUCAAAUCAGACAUCGAUUACAGUAACUCCUCAACGUCGUGUUGCCACACCUCAACAACAACAACAACAACAACAACAGCAACAACAAACAAAUGGACGUUUAGUAUCGACUGCUUCAACGGUAGCAGGAUUUUUCUCUGGUACAGCUAUUUCAUCCGGUACAAUUCCACUUGUACAACCAGCAGCUGGUAUAGUGGAAGAUCUAGUACAGAAUACAAAUAAUACUAGUUUAAAUGCUGCAUUAAGCACAGGAGAUGAGAAAUUGGUUUACACAGCUUUAUAAGAACUGUUUUUUUUUUUAAAAUAAGUAUUAUUUACAGAUAUGAUGCAUUUUUCCUAUCGAGUAACAAUAACUGUUUAUAUUGAUACCAUUGUGUACUAAAACUCUUCCCGGAUGUAUAACGUCGUCCAUGUAUUUAUUUAUUUAUUAUUAUUCUUUAAUGAAGUAACUAAGUAGGAUACUAUCUAUCCUUCCCUUUUGUAGUAUGCCUUUUCCUUAAUCUAAUCAUUAUAUGUAAUUUUGACGAAUAUGAUUAUUAUCUUUCUUUUGGUUCGUCUUUUAAAAUGUCAACAUGGAAUAGACAAUCUCUUUGUUUUUUCUUCAACAUUUGAAAUGUGCAUUAUAUACUUUCUUCUUUUCAUUCUUUUACACUUGUAUCUUUUGAAAUAUGUGUAGUGUUUAUAACACCAGUAAUGAUGUGUGACGAUUCAUCAUCUUGAUGACUCCUAUAGGUGUACGUGUGUGUGUGUGUGUAAGAGAGACCAUCUUGAUUGGCUAAUUCCAAUGUAUUUUAUUUUUUGUUUGUUUGUUUAAAUUUCAAAUGAAACUAAUCUAGUCGUUGCUUCUUUCUACCUCGUUGUGUGUCAUCGUUUCGUUCCGCCUCUUUUUUCUUUUUGAAGGACUUUUAUUAUUGUCAUUUUAUAUUCAACAGCUAUAUAUAAGAAGACAUGUAUUUAUCUAUCGACUUCAUUCUGAUUCUCCUUAGAUCUUUGCUUAUUUUUUAUUAUUUCAAUACUCUACAGCUUCAAGACAAUGCAUUUGUCAAUUUAUCAAUGUAAAUUAUAAACAGGUUUAUAUGUGUAAAAAAACAUACAAGAAGAUCACUUCUUUCCCGCCAAACCAAUCUUUAAACGAACAUGGCGGAUAAAUUAAAAUAGAAUGGAAGGAUGAUACUCCUCAUUCCCCCCUCUCUCACUUUCCGCAUGUUUUUUUUGGUGUUUUCUGUGUAUACACAUUUCAAUGCUCAUGUGUGUUAGUGUGUAUUCGUGUUUUAUACAUGUCUCCUUUUUAUUCAUGUAUUUUACUCACUAAUUAAUUACAUCAUUAAAGGUUUCUUUAUUUUUCCCUCUUCUUUUUCUUUCUAUUAUGUAUAUUGAAAAUUCUUUCCCCCCUUUUUUUCUCUAUUGUCGUUUGUUGUUGCUGUUCUUUUCUUUUUGCUGUUUUUUUUCUUUAUUUUAUAGAACAACAAAUUAGUAUUAUGUAAAUAAUGUGCAUAGAAAAGAAAAAGGGAGAAGGAAUCAUUUGUGUAUAUCUCUUUUCUUUAUGUGUAUUUGCUUAUAUCCAUCUAUAUCUAUUCACUACUUUUAUCCUGUUCAUCUUUUAUUUUCUUUCUUUUCUUUUUUUUUAUAUCAAUGAUUGAUAAUAAUGUAAUAUUUAUUUUGACAUGUAUUCUAUUUAUAAAGAAGGAUAUGUAUAUGUUUAU
Schistosoma rodhaini is the source of this 4434-nucleotide messenger RNA. NCBI's taxonomy places the organism in Eukaryota, Metazoa, Platyhelminthes, Trematoda, Strigeidida, Schistosomatidae. The record is from the annotation of a GenBank genome assembly.